CUUAUACAAGCACAGUCACUUUCCUAAUAUAUCCGUCCCUCAGCCCCGGCACUGCAGUCAAGACACGGAUCAGAGUUUUACUGUGUUUAGGAGUUUUGUUUGUGCUUUUGACCGCCACCAUGAUGCGGAGCACGGCCCCUGUAGACACAGAGAUUGACCUCGGGGACGAUAUAGACAGCGAGGACAGCGAGGGACAGCAGCCAUGGAAGACGCACCUGGAGACGGUUAUGGAGGUAGAAGAGGAGGAGGAAGAGGAAGAGGAGGAUAUGGUCUCAACAGAGAGCGACACGAGGCCUCUGAUCAACGAGAGAGAUCCGAGACAGAUGAACGAAUGCCUCAAGGUGAGUUUCGAGGACAUGAUAGCCGAGCCUCUUUCGGUACGCACCGGAGACCGGGUGUGGUUCUGGAGCAACGCUCUCUUUGAGGUGUCCCGAGUUUGGUUGUAUCGCAUCAUCACGGCCGUUCUCGCCAUCCCUUUCUCCAUCGUCGCUGGAGUUCUCUUCGCGUUCCUCACCUGCCUUCACAUCUGGCUCCUCACUCCAUGUGUAAAGGUAAUCUUCAUGAACACCAGCUGGCUGAAGACGCUCUGGAGCAGCCUUGUGGAAACCUUCAUCCUCCCCGUCUACCACAGCGCCUCCCAAUGCUGCACGAGCAUCAGCGUUCGACUCACACGUGAAUAAAGAAAAUGGACCAUUUUUAUCCAAGCAGGUGCUACCAGAGAAAAGACACGGACACCAGAUGUGCUGUGGUACCGACAGGACUUCAUGGAUUUGUUCGGAUGUGCUCUAAUAACCAGAUAGGACUGGUGUCAGAGUUUGCUAAGGAAUUAAUACAUCAAGAAAGCGUGAUCAUUCUGUACAUACUGACUGUAUACUGCACUGUUUAAGGAGAUGUGGGUUAUUGGUGGCAUCUAUAAACACCAUCCAAUCCGACGAGGCACUGCGGUAGGCAGGUGCGUUUGAUUUUGCGCAAUAUGGUGCCAGUGAAGACCCUGAAAAGUUACCUUUGUCCCUCUUUAGGUUGAGUGUCUUUAAUACCUGAAUGACACCUGACCAUACGUGUUUCCUCCCCCAAACUUUCAGUCAAGCUCAAGGCACACAAUUGUAUACAAGUCUUUGGAUGCAGUAGCACAACAUUUUCCCUUCACCUGAA
Silurus meridionalis is the source of this 1152-nucleotide messenger RNA. RefSeq lists its product as uncharacterized. Gene Ontology annotation, cellular component: caveola. The transcript has 3 exons. Lineage: Eukaryota; Metazoa; Chordata; Actinopteri; Siluriformes; Siluridae. Gene Ontology annotation, biological process: caveola assembly. Bases 120 to 680 code for a protein of 186 amino acids. The record is from RefSeq and is a predicted model, not a curated record. Gene Ontology annotation, molecular function: molecular adaptor activity.